This is a messenger RNA of Morchella importuna, 363 nucleotides long. RefSeq lists its product as uncharacterized. The record is from RefSeq and is a predicted model, not a curated record. Lineage: Eukaryota; Fungi; Ascomycota; Pezizomycetes; Pezizales; Morchellaceae. The coding region runs from base 1 to 363 and encodes 120 amino acids. The transcript has a single exon.
AUGGCCACCAUGAACACCUUCCUCAUGCAACGCACCUGCCUCACACAGCGUCUCCGCACCCUGCACCAAUGCGAAGUAGUCCUCAUGCGCGACAUCGUCAAAGCCAACACCUCCUUCCUGCGCGCGCGGGCCCGCGGCAUCCACAGCGUCACAACCAUCAUCCGCAACGGCGAGAGCCUCCACGCCGAGUACAACACCCUCAUGAAGCAGAUCGAGGCCAUCGUGUAUGAGCUCACCGUGCUCGAGUUGGAGAUGAUGGACCAUGAUUUGGCGCACUUUGUCGUGCUAGAUGACGACCAGAGUGGUGGGAAGGCGGCGAGGAGUGAUCCGGAGAUUUAUAGGGCGGGGCCUGCGUCGGCGUAG